Molecule: messenger RNA, 1491 nt
Organism: Prunus armeniaca (apricot)
Lineage: Eukaryota; Viridiplantae; Streptophyta; Magnoliopsida; Rosales; Rosaceae
Source: the annotation of a GenBank genome assembly
AUGCCAUCAAUGGCUUACAUUUCUCUCUCUAAACCCUUCCAAUGGCGACCUCGACCCUCGAACCCUCAGACCCUCACGCUCCUCCGCCUCUUCAGCUCAACCGAAGCCGCAACCGGAGCCUCAACCGAAGCCCCAACCGAAACCCCAAACCCGCAAGAUGGAUCAGUGACCCCGACCCAUGUCCCAAAAGCUAGGCAGCAUCGAACUCCAAACCCAGAAAAGAUAGAGGACACCAUCUGCAGAAUGAUGGCGAAUCGGGUCUGGACGACCAGGUUACAGAACUCGAUCCGGAAUUUGGUACCCGAAUUCGACCACAACCUUGUGUGGAAUGUAUUGCACGGCGCUCGGAGCUGGGAGCAUGCGCUCCAAUUCUUCAGGUGGGUUGAGCGAUCCGGGUUGUUUAAACACGACCGCGAGACCCAUUUGAAGAUCAUUGAGAUUCUGAGCCGAAAUUCGAAGCUCAACCAUGCCCGGUGUAUUCUAUUGGACAUGCCCAAGAAAGGUGUGCGGUUGGACGAGGACCUCUUCAUUGGGCUCAUUGAUGGCUAUGGUAAGUCCGAUAAGGGUUGCAUUAUUCAAGAGUCUGUUAAGUUAUUCAUUAAAAUGAAGGAAUUGGGUGUGGAGAGAAGUCUCAAGUCCUAUGAGGCUCUGUAUAAGGCUAUCUUGCGUUGGGGUCGGUGUAUGAUGGCCAAGAGGUACUUUAAUGCCAUGUUGAGUGAGGGAAUAGAGCCCACUAGGCAUACUUAUAAUGUUAUGAUUUGGGGUUUCCUAAAGAGCCGGAAGUUAGAGACCGCCAAGCGGUUUUUUGAGGAUAUGAAAAGUAGAGGAAUUUCCCCUGAUCUUGUUACUUAUAACACCAUGAUUCAUGGGUACAUUCGGGUUGAUAAGAUGGAUGAGUCUGAGCAGUUGUUUGUAGAGUUGAAGGGGAGGAAUAUAGAACCUAAUGUGAUAAGUUAUACCACCAUGAUUAAAGGGUAUGUUUCUGUUGGGAGGGUUGAUGAUGGUUUGAGGUUGUUUGAGGAGAUGAAGUCUUUUGGUAUUAGGCCGAAUGCUGUCACCUUUUCGACUUUACUGCCGUGGGUUUGUGAGGCAGAGAAAAAGGAUGCAGCUCACAAGAUAUUAAUGGAAAUGGUUUCGAAGUAUAUUGCUCCUAUGGAUAAUUCAAUCUUUGAGAGAUUAUUAUCUUUACAGUGCAAGUCUGGGGAUAUGGAUGCAGCUGCUUAUGUGCUCAAGGCAAUGAUUCGGCUGAGAAUUCCUACUGAGGCUGGUCAUUAUGGUAUCCUGAUUGAAAACUUUUGCAAGGCUGGGGUGUAUGAUCAAGCAGUCAAGUUGCUGGAUAAGCUUAUUGAGAAAGAAAUUAUUUUGAGGCCUCAGAAUUCUAUUGAGUUGGAGCGUAGUGCUUUUCACCCAAUGAUUGAGUAUUUGUGCAACCAUGGGCAGACAGGGAAAGCUGAAGCCUUUUUUCCGGCAGUUGAUGAAAAAGGGUGUUGA